CCGUCUCCCGGAGCCCCGAGGGGCGGGCUCAGGCGGUCAGCGGGCAGGAAGGAGCAAUGGCGGCGGUGGCUCAGUGCGUGCGGGCUGCGCUGCGCCCGCGGUACCCGCUGCUCAGCUUCUCCCUGAGGACUUCUCCACGACUUCUUUGUGUAGCAACACAACAGAAAAAUAGUGGCCAGAACUUUGAAGAGGACCAAAGUCAGAGCCAAAAUGAGCAGAAGGUUGAAUCCAGCUCCGCUGAAAAAACAUUAACUGAAGAAAAGGCCAAACUGGAAGAACAACUGAAAGAAGUUACUGACAAGUACAAGAGAGCCUUGGCAGAUGCAGAAAAUGUGAGACAAAGAAGCCAGAAGUUGGUAGAAGAGGCAAAGUUAUAUGGGAUUCAGAGCUUCUGUAAGGACUUACUAGAAGUUGCAGACAUUUUGGAGAAAGCAACAGAAAGUGUUCCAAAAGAAGAAAUCAAGGAUGAAAAUCCUCACUUGAAGAGUUUAUAUGAAGGUCUUGUUAUGACAGAAGUACAGAUUCAGAAGGUGUUUAAAAAGCAUGGCCUGCUCAGACUGGAUCCUGUGGGAGCCAAGUUUGAUCCCUAUGAACACGAGGCAUUGUUCCACACUCCCAUGGAAGGGAAGGAGCCUGGCACUAUUGCACUGGUGUCCAAGAUUGGCUAUAAGCUGCAUGGCCGUACGCUGCGGCCUGCCUUGGUGGGUGUUGUCAAAGAUGCGUAGCUGCUUGGUCUGAGAAGUGAAAAUGCCAUACAACUAUUAAACAGCUGGGUGGUUUUUCUUUUACACCAUGCUUUCCUCCUUUCCUCUGCCCCCCUCCCCCCCAAGAGGUUUAAAUGAAUUGGUUGAGGUCUAAGGAAAUGAUGAACUGAUGAAAUUCUCCUGCUUAGUGGCCUUCAACAUCACUGUUCCAUAAGCUUUUUUCUCAAGAGUGAAAUACAAGAGGCAUUGGGUCCUCUCAUACUUUAGGUUUUUGGUCUUUUUUACAAUUACUGCUUCUCAAGGUACAUUAAAUUGAACACAUUUUGCAAUCUCACAUUUAUCAUUAAGUGUAAAUUGGAAAUCCAAGUAUCAGUUCAAACUAUUCCUUUUGUUUUGUAGAAUCUUAACACUGCAGAAGUGGGGGAAAUUAUACAGAUUACCUGUUUCCUGCAAGUGUUCAUCAGCUUUUACACACUGAUGUGAAAAAUGCCCUUUUUUUGUCUACUCUGAAAUAAUCUCAACAACUGAAAUUGUUAUCUUUGUGAAUUGUGACCUGUAAAUAAAAGACAAUGGAGAGUAGACAUCAUUUGUAAUUAUUUAACCCUUUUUGUUCUGUACUAAUGUUGACGUGAGAAAACCAUCUAAUACUUGUAUGGCAUUGAAGAACCAAUAGAAUUUAUCCUUUCUCUGGAUUUUUAAUUUAAUAUUGUAUAAAUUGGUUUAAAAUUUGAUAA
Molecule: messenger RNA, 1438 nt
Organism: Pogoniulus pusillus (Red-fronted tinkerbird)
Lineage: Eukaryota; Metazoa; Chordata; Aves; Piciformes; Lybiidae
Gene: GRPEL1
Product: GrpE like 1, mitochondrial
Exons: 4
Coding region: 57-725 (222 amino acids)
Biological process (GO): protein folding; protein import into mitochondrial matrix
Cellular component (GO): PAM complex, Tim23 associated import motor
Molecular function (GO): protein-folding chaperone binding; protein homodimerization activity; adenyl-nucleotide exchange factor activity
Source: RefSeq, a predicted model, not a curated record